AUGGAGAUAGAAAAUAGCACAGUGGUGAAGGAAUUCAUCCUCCUUGGUCUGACCCAAUCUCGAAAUAUUCAGCUCCUUGUCUUUAUGCUUAUCUUAAUUUUCUACCUCAUCAUCCUCCCUGGAAAUUUCCUCAUCAUCCUGACCAUCAGAUUGGACCCUGGCCUCACAGCCCCUCUCUACUUCUUUCUGGGCAACCUGGCUUUCCUGGAUGCAUCCUACUCCUUCAUUGUGGCUCCCAGGAUGCUGGUGGACUUCCUCUCUGAGAAGAAGGUAAUCUCCUACAGGAACUGCAUUGCUCAGCUCUUUUUCUUGCACUUCCUUGGAGGCGGGGAGGGGUUACUACUGGUUGUGAUGGCCUUUGACCGCUACAUUGCCAUCUGCCGUCCUUUACACUAUUCAACUGUCAUGAACCCUAGGGCCUGCUAUGCCUUGCUGUUAGCUUUGUGGCUUGGGGGCUUUGUCCACUCCAUUAUCCAGGUGGCCCUCAUCCUCCGCUUGCCCUUCUGUGGCCCAAACCAACUGGAUAACUUCUUCUGUGAUGUGCCACAGGUCAUCAAGCUGGCUUGUACAGACACCUUUGUGGUGGAGCUUCUGAUGGUCUUCAACAGUGGUCUGAUGACCCUCCUGUGCUUCCUGGGGCUUUUGUCGUCCUAUGCAGUUAUCCUCUGCCGUGUACGUGGGUCCUCCUCUGAGGGAAAGAACAAGAACAAGGCCAUGUCCACAUGCACCACUCAUGUCAUCAUUAUACUUCUCAUGUUUGGUCCUGCCAUCUUCAUAUACACACGACCCUUCAGGGCCUUCCCAGCUGACAAGGUGGUUUCCUUUUUCCACACAGUGAUCUUUCCUUUGUUGAAUCCUGUGAUUUAUACCCUUCGCAACCAAGAAGUAAAAUCUUCCAUGAGGAGGUUAUUGAGUCGGCAUGUAGUCUGCUGA
Molecule: messenger RNA, 933 nt
Organism: Pteropus alecto (black flying fox)
Lineage: Eukaryota; Metazoa; Chordata; Mammalia; Chiroptera; Pteropodidae
Product: olfactory receptor 4N2
Exons: 2
Coding region: 1-933 (310 amino acids)
Biological process (GO): G protein-coupled receptor signaling pathway
Cellular component (GO): membrane
Molecular function (GO): G protein-coupled receptor activity; olfactory receptor activity
Source: RefSeq, a predicted model, not a curated record